Xiphophorus hellerii (green swordtail) is the source of this 3337-nucleotide messenger RNA. Its product is annotated as neuropeptide FF receptor 2-like. The record is from RefSeq and is a predicted model, not a curated record. The transcript is spliced from 3 exons. Lineage: Eukaryota; Metazoa; Chordata; Actinopteri; Cyprinodontiformes; Poeciliidae. Gene Ontology annotation, biological process: regulation of adenylate cyclase activity; G protein-coupled receptor signaling pathway; regulation of MAPK cascade. Gene Ontology annotation, molecular function: peptide binding; neuropeptide receptor activity; opioid receptor binding. Bases 1894 to 3192 code for a protein of 432 amino acids. Gene Ontology annotation, cellular component: plasma membrane.
AUUGGAAAACUUUGUCAAAAUUCCACUAAUGUUGAAAACCCCUCCACAAUUUCGCAAUUGCAAUGUUUCAGUUAAAUAGCAAAUGUAAUUAAAAUCUAGGGUUAGUAAGUUUGUUCACUGAAAAACUCGCCGCACUGUCGUCCUCCAUCUACUUCCUGUGGUCUUUGUCUUUUUUCCUCCCCCAGUGGUAAGAUCUGAUUGUUGAUUACAUGACAUCUGGUGUGAAAUAAAAAGUAUUCUCAUUGCAGUUUUUCGUAUUACAGUAACUGUAAUACAGUCAAAAAUACUCCUCAUCCUACCACAAAAAAAUGUUUUAUUGAAAAAUGUUUCUUUUUCCGAAAUUGCCAUUUUUAGCAAUAGCAUUUUGCUUGUAACAUGAAGCAAAAUUUCUUUCUGUAAUUCCAUUUUGCGCAAUGAAAGCACAGCUUCUAGCACGCCCACUCCAAAACAAACACCUCAUGUCUGUUGAGCAAUUCAGAGGUCAACUUGUUGCCGUGGAUGGUAUUGCUGUCUAGCCUGAGUGCUCUUGGGCUUAAGGGCACAAACGUAUGUGUGGACAUUCUCCUUCAGGGUUUGAUGGUUGAGAGCAGCACUUGUGGCUCCGUCGUCCAGGUUCCUGAAACGUUAAAUGACAACAACGUGUUCUUCCAUAUGAUGUCAUUGUUUUACGCCGGAUGUCACAGGAUGUACGCCUUCAAAAAAGUGGAACAUUUUGUCAAAUGUGAGUCAGGCCUUUGAGGAUUUUUGUUCAGAAUGCGGUUUUCCAUUGGAAAUGUCCAACAGAUGCCAUUUUUGCUUUAUCUUUUUCUUCUUGUUAUAUUACAAAGACUGACCGUGGCCAAGUGAGUUUUGCAGCACGUUUCAUGUUUUCUCCACUUGUGGAAAUGGCUUUUCACGUGGCUCACAGGAUUCCUAGAGUCUUAGAAACGACAGGUGGAUGUCAGUAACUUUUUCUCAUCUCUUCUUGCUCUUCAUAACUGAUAUCUGAGAUAUUUAUUUAGCCAAUGUCCUGUUGUCAGGCAGGUUACAUUUUAACCAUCCUAUUAAAAAAAAAGAUCACUAAUUAAAACAUUUGACUAAUAUAUUCAGUGAUAAAUCAUUCAGAGCCAAACAAGCCCGCCAUUUGUUCUGUUAAUACAAAACAGCACAGUUUACUCAGGAAGUGAUGCAGUCUUACCAAAAACCUGCCACCUCAGAGGCAGAGCUACAAAAAUAAAUUAAUGAAAAGUUCGGAUACAGACGAAUAAGAUGAUUACAUUUUAGCCAUCACCUCUUAAGAACAUUGGAAAGGGGACAUCAUUGUAGUUUCUUCUUCAAAAGAUAAGAUUCAGGCUAGAAUUAAUAACUGAUUCUGUUAUAAAUUGGGGGCACUUAGCUGAAAUGUAGUUAUUUUUGCAUGCAACAACUCAAAAACAAUGCACAAUGUUGCAUAAAGAAAUUGCGUUGCAAUAAAUGGCAGUAAUUCCAGCAGAGAGACAAAACCGGCUGUGAAAUUAGGAGCAGAGAAGACAUUUUGUAGGAUGCAGGAGUGGGAGGCGAGACAAAAAGGUGAGGGCUGAUUGUCUUCGGUAAUACCUGUGGUUUUAGGUGUACUUAUGUCUGAAGUAGAAUAAAAUAACUGAAUCAACAGGUACGAAUCGGUCAAAGGACGCAGCGUAGCCGUUAUUGAAUUUUCAGGAGGCUUCAUUGUUUCACACUUAACAAUUGAUUCCACCUGCUAGUCCACGGGAUUGUUCUCUCGCCGUGAAUGUCACAGUGCCCUGUCUUUCCCAGGGACGUUUUCAUUCAGAAAACAUGCGCUACACCAAAGACAUAACAGAUCAUCCAUCCAAUGGGUAGCACAGAGCUACCUCCCCCAGUUUCUGUGGCUCUUUUCACACCCCAGGUACUGCAAUGACAGAGAACCCGGCCUAUAACACCACCUUGGAGGACCUGAUCCUUUCCAGUGCUCCAGUGUUGCAGAACAAGCCUUGGCCUCAGCAGAACAUCACCUAUGUGGAUUUCUACCUUCACAAACCCGGCGUGGCUGUGGUCUUCACCGUUUCCUACCUGCUCAUCUUUGCGGUGUGCAUGGUCGGUAACGGGGUGGUGUGCUUCAUCGUGCUGCGCAGCAGGAACAUGCGCACCGUCACCAAUCUGUUUAUCCUCAACCUGGCCAUCAGUGACCUCCUGGUGGGCAUCUUCUGCAUGCCAACCACACUUCUGGACAACAUUAUAACAGGAUGGCCUUUCGGUAGCAUUGUGUGUAAACUGAGUGGGAUGGUUCAAGGAAUAUCUGUGUCGGCAUCUGUAUUCACCCUCGUUGCCAUCGCUGUUGACAGGUUCCGCUGCAUUGUCUACCCUUUCAAGCAGAAACUGACCAUCGCCACCUCAAAGCUAAUUAUUGUCAUCAUUUGGGCCCUGGCUGUAUUCAUCAUGUGCCCGUCGGGGGUCAUGCUCCAGGUCACGAAGGAGCAGACAGUACGGAUAGUCCUCGGUCCCAACAGCGACACUCGUCCGUUCUACUGGUGCCGGGAGAACUGGCCUAGUCAGGAAAUGAGGAAGGUCUACACCACGGUUCUCUUCGCCAACAUCUACCUCGCCCCGCUAAGUCUGAUUGUCAUCAUGUACGCGCGCAUUGGCUUCACCCUCUUUAAGACCACCCUACCUCCAGCUAGGGGCAGUGGGAGCGCCCCACUGGAGGUCAGCGGCAACAACAAACUGAGCGUGGACGGGCGUCAGACGAUCACUCGGAAGAAGAAGCGGGUGAUAAUGAUGCUCCUGGUCGUGGCUUUGCUUUUCAUUGUAUCCUGGCUGCCUCUCUGGACCCUCAUGAUGCUGAGCGACUACGCCAGCUUGACGGAGCACCAGUACCGCGUCAUUAACAUCUACGUGUACCCUUUCGCUCACUGGCUGGCCUUCUUCAACAGCAGCAUCAACCCCAUCAUCUACGGCUUCUUCAACGAGAACUUCCGCAAAGGCUUCCAGGCAGCCUUUAAGUUCCAGCUGUGUUCCGCCGACGUCCUGCGCCAAAGGACCCUCUCCCACCGGAUCAGAGGGAACGCCGUGCUCCCAGUCCACCCGACGGUGCCGAGCAGACCGGCGUCCAGAGCCGGGUCGCUGUUCGUGGGGAAUGGAACGUGUCAGGAGGGAAACGACGUCAGAGAGCAAGAUCUGAUCAUGGAGGAUUUGGAAAAAGUUUCACAGAUUUAGAAAGACUGAGGUGGUGCGUGGCCUAAGGAUGUUUCGUAAAGAUCUACAACCUAAAAAUCCAUAAACCCAACUUACGCUCCUUCCAUGUUUGCUGUUAAUGAAUGUAACCCAACGUCAUGUUAAAUAAAGUUUGCUUCGACUGUUA